CACUUCAGACAACACAAGGACUCUGGUUUACUUUACCUCCUGGUCAUUUGUCCAGGAUAAUUCACGAUGAAUAACAUUAAGUGUGUGGUGGUGGGAGAUGGGUCUGUGGGUAAAACAUGUAUGCUCAUGAGCUAUACAUCCAAUGCCUUCCCUGGAGAAUACAUCCCCACAGUGUUCGAUAGUUAUUCUGCCAAUGUAAUGGUGGACGAGAAUCCAGUGGCCCUGUGUCUGUGGGACACGGCAGGACAGGAGGACUAUGACAGACUCAGACCUCUGUCCUACCCUCAGACGGACGUGUUUCUGCUUUGCUUUUCUCUCGUCGGUCCACCUUCCUUCGAGAAUGUCCGUGCCAGGUGGAUCAAAGAGCUGCAUCACCACUGCCCUACGACCCCGAUAGUCCUGGUGGGCACCAAGGUGGACCUGAGGAAUGACAGUGAAGCUCUGGAGGAGGAGAAACUGACUCCAAUCACCACUGUGCAGGGCUUUGCCAUGGCUAAAGAAAUCGGUGCAGCGAAGUACCUGGAGUGCUCCGCCCUGACGCAGCGCGGCCUCAAGACCGUGUUUGAUGAAGCCAUCAGGACGGUCCUGCUGGCCCCCAAAGUCCAGAAAAAACGCAGGUGCCAGAUACUCUGAUGGAGAUCCAUGUGGACCAAGAGUCAGAAUUCCCACCAAAAAAAUCAUCGUCUUUACAAACAGAGAAGAUGUAAAAUUUCAUUUGAAUGUAAAAACAAUGCCGUCCUUUUCUCCUGCUUAUUCCUGUCGAACUGACUAAGGAUGUGAUUUCUUUUCCAACAAACAUGGUGACAAAACCUGCUUCCAGUUUUCUUUUAGGUCGAACCUGAAAGAAAACUGGGCAACAAUUCAUGAAGAUGGGAGAUAUUGCAUCUGAUUGUCUGGAGAUUGUGUGUGGAGUACCUCAAGGGUCAGUACUGGGACCAGUUUUAUUUAAUUUGUAUAUAAACGGCAUAAGCAAAGUGUCUAAUGUAUUAAAGUUUGUGUUAUUUGCUGACAACACAAAUAUUCUAGUCUCCGGUAAAAACGUACCUCAGAAAUCAGUGAAUUAAUGAAAUAGUUUGACAAUAGUAAAUUAACACUAAAUUUGGAGAAGACUAAAAUCAUGUUUGUUUUUUUUAAACAGUUUCAAAAUACUCAGAUUCAAGUUCAGACAGAGGGUGUAACUCUGGAAAAGGUUUAUGUUAAUAAGUUUCUUGGCCUAAUAAUAGAUGACAAAAUCAGCUGGAAACUUCAUAUUAAACAUUUACAGAUUAAACUAUGUAGAAACAUAUCAGUUCCUGGCUAAAACUAGACAUAUUCUGUAUAAUAAAUCAUCUCAUAUUCUAUAUAACUCUCUGAUUUUGCCAUAUUUAUCAUGUUGUUCAGAGGUGUGGGGAAUUAAUUACAAAUUUCAUGGUACAAAAUUAUUAAAUAAUUAAAUUAUUAGUUAAAUGAAGAGUUAAAGCAAGGUCAGAAUUGAAUACAAUUUAAAAGGAAAUAUGAGGAGGUCAUUUUUACAAGAUAUAGAAAUAUGGGUGAGAGAUAGCACUAAUGUGUUUAUGUAAAUUGAGGCUAAUGCGUAUGAGUGUGUGGAGGUAUGUCUAAAUUUAUAUAGACCUACGUCUAUAUAAAUUUAGAAGUAUGUAAACCCAGAUAGAAUAGAACAUUAAUUAACCUGUUUAUUUUUUAAUUUGAUUUAAUAAUGAGGGUCCAUCCGAAAAUAUUGUACGAGUUUAUGGGAUAGGAGUUCAUAAGUUUCUAACUCCUUCCUGCUGCUUUAUGAGCAUGUUAAGAUUGUUGUAGUACAAAAAUGUCUUUUGCAUUCCAUGUUCAUGUGUGUGAUUUUAUACUUCUA
Xiphophorus maculatus (southern platyfish) is the source of this 1849-nucleotide messenger RNA. Its product is annotated as ras-related C3 botulinum toxin substrate 1-like. Gene Ontology annotation, molecular function: protein kinase binding; GTPase activity; GTP binding. Gene Ontology annotation, biological process: establishment or maintenance of cell polarity; cortical cytoskeleton organization; small GTPase-mediated signal transduction. Lineage: Eukaryota; Metazoa; Chordata; Actinopteri; Cyprinodontiformes; Poeciliidae. The record is from RefSeq and is a predicted model, not a curated record. The transcript is spliced from 6 exons. Gene Ontology annotation, cellular component: cytoplasmic vesicle; dendritic spine; plasma membrane. Bases 67 to 633 code for a protein of 188 amino acids.